Messenger RNA from Anthostomella pinea, 1599 nucleotides. NCBI's taxonomy places the organism in Eukaryota, Fungi, Ascomycota, Sordariomycetes, Xylariales, Xylariaceae. The record is from the annotation of a GenBank genome assembly.
AUGGCGAGUUCAGGCUUUCUGCCACAAUCGCACUCCUUCAGGACCGCCGCCUCAUCGUCCUCGUAUCCAUUGUCCAACAACACCGCAGUACACCAGUUCGACCGCGACGCGACCACGAUGCCCGUCGGCACUCCAUUCGCGCGAGCCCCGUCCCCAGUCUCGCGACUUCUGAUCCGUCGCAUGCCGCUUGAGAUGACCGAGCAGAGUCUACGCAUGAUGCUCCUGUUCUGCCAGGAGGAAUUGGUUGAUGUCGAGAUGCUGGCUGCUGAGCAGUCUCGGGAUCCACACUUCCAGUCGGCCAUUGUGAAGUUCAAGACUUCUGCUGGAGCACAAAAGGCCAAGGAUGCGCUGCACGGCCGACCUGUGAACGGCAAUGGUAUCAACAUGGACGUGGGCUUCCUGCCCGGAAGUGGAAGUCCCACCACGUCGAGAAGACAUCCGAUCGACACUCCAGUCUCGGCCGCGUCUAGUCAAUCCUCUUCGAACACCUCGCCAGGGCCUACCUCGCGUCAACCGCCUCGGUUCAACGGUACAUUCCAGUCAAUGCAGAGAAUAUCGCCGCCCAUGAAUCACAUCUAUGCAAGCAACGAGCUCCCGAAUCCCGAGUCGAGCGCUCACUACCAGAGCCUCUUCUCGCCGCAGUCGCCAAUUGGCAACCACCUUCCGGAGCGCACGCGCAUGUCGGGCAAGACCCUGAUCAACCAUGACACGGCCGAGGACGACGAGACGAGCGAGCUUCUGAUGAAUCCCGUCGCUUAUGCCGAGAACGGAGCUACCGCGCAGCGAAGAGCUACUGCGCCUCAGUUACAUAUCUCACGCAUGGCCGCUCUGUCACUUGACACGGCAGCCAAUGGAUCGAUAUCGCAACCGCAGUACGGACAUGCAAACAUGACUCCUUUGUCCGCGCAUAACAACGCGAUGUCGCCGACGGUCAUGAACAACUCGAACCACUCGAUGAACUACCAGGCGGUCAGCCAGAUGGGCGGCCAGCAGUUUCAGCGGUCCCACUUCCCACCUGUGAAUCCUGCCGACCAGAACCCUCCGUGCAACACGCUCUAUGUCGGCAACCUACCGAUUGAUACUAUCGAGGAGGAGCUCAAGGCCUUGUUUUCCAAGCAACGCGGCUACAAGCGUCUCUGUUUCCGCACCAAGAACAAUGGCCCUAUGUGUUUCGUCGAGUUCGAGGAUGUCUCCUUCGCGACCAAGGCCCUGAACGAACUGUACGGUCAACCUCUCCAUAACAGUGUGAAGGGCGGUAUUCGCCUCAGCUUUUCCAAGAACCCAUUGGGCGUUCGUUCCGGCCAAAUUCCGGGUCCAAGUGGCUCCAGCUCUAUGGUCAGCACGAACGGAAUGAUGUCCGGACAAACGAACAGCUUCUCAACUGCGAACGGCCCGCCCCCUGGCCUUUCUGCGCCCCCUGGCUUGAACCGUGGUGGCUAUGGCAGCGGCAGCGGCGCGAACACCCCCUAUUCGGCGGGCUACCAAGGCGGCAACAGCCAUGUCUGGAAUAGCCCAGUCUACAAUGGCGGACCCAUCUCAGCCGGCGGUUCAUCGAAUGGUUUCACCUCUGGGUACCCGGCCCAUAUGAUGGGCAGAUAG